CGCUUUUGCUGACGUCUUAGUGUGCGCCGGAAGUGCCUUCCCAGGAGCGCGGCGACGAGCGGACGACUACAUUUACGGGAUCUCCAGGCGGCCCAGAGUCGGAAAUUGUUGACAACUUUAAAUUUGAUUCCCGAAAGGACUCAAUGACUUACAGAGGAGAUGAAAUGUGGUCUGAGGGACGAUAUGACUAUGAAAGACUUCCGAGAGAAAGAGUACCUCCUCGAAGUCACCCCAGUGAUGGCUACCGUAGAGUAGUUAAUGUUGUGCCAAAGAAACCACCACUGCUAGACAGACCUGGUGAAGGAAGCUACAAUAGAUAUUACAGUCAUGUUGAUUACCGAGACUAUGACGAGGGCCGCAGUUUUUCUCAUGAUCGAAGAAGUGGUCCACCUCACAGAGGAGAUGAAUCUGGCUAUAGGUGGACAAGAGAUGAUCAUUCUGCAAGCCGACAGCCUGAAUACAGGGACAUGAGAGACAGCUUCAGAAGAAAAGGUUUCUACUCCUCCCAUUAUGUGAGAGACCGGUCUCCUCAUAAAAGAGACACUCCUUUUUUCAGAGAAUCGCCUGUAGGCCGAAAGGAUUCUCCACACAGCAGAUCUGGCUCCAGUGUCAGCAGUAGGAGUUACUCUCCAGAAAGAAGCAAAACUUACUCCUUCCAUCAGUCUCAACACAGAAAGCCCGUGCGUGCUGGUGCCUGCUACAAACGGCAGAAUGAAGGAAAGCCAGAAAGAGGUAAAGAAAGACCUGUUCAGCCUUUGAAAACAUCGAGAGACACUUCACCCUCAAGUUCUUCAGCAGCUGCUGCAUCAAAGGUAUUAGACAAACCCAGUAGGCUAACUGAAAAGGAACUUGCUGAAGCUGCAAGCAAGUGGGCCGCUGAAAAGCUAGAGAAGGCAGAUGAGAGUAACUUACCCGAAAUUUCUGAGUAUGAGGCGGGAUCCACAGCACCAUUGUUCAUUGACCAUCCAGUAGAACCUGAGUCAAAUGCAACAGAUGGCAUAGAAUUGUUUGAAGACAGUCAGCUAACCAGUCGCUCUAAAGCAAUAGCAACAAAAACCAAAGAGAUUGAACAGGUUUACCGACAAGACUGUGAAACUUUUGGGAUGGUUGUGAAAAUGCUGAUUGAAAAAGAUCCUUCAUUAGAAAAGUCUAUACAGUUUGCCUUGAGACAGAAUUUACAUGAAAUAGGUGAGCGGUGUGUUGAAGAACUCAAGCAUUUUAUUGCAGAGUAUGACACUUCUAGUCAAGAUUUUGGAGAGCCGUUUUAGAUUGCUUUCUCAGGCAAAAAAAAAUUUCUAGAUUUUUUUCCCCCUGGAUUGUGUAAAUCCUUAAUAUAUAGAAUUUUUGUGAAGAGAAAUACUUUAUGAUAGUUGACCAUAUUUCCAGUAUCAAAUAAACAUCUAAAAUAGUCUGUUUAAGAUAUUUUAAUUAGAAUCUUUUUUAUCUACAUGUAGAGCCUUCUAAUCCAUACUUAUCUUUUUUUCCCCCUCUCCUAAAACGAUGGGUCAAUUAAUUUUUCAAGCUUUCUUGAAAAUGCAGUCCAAGAUUUCUGUACUUACAGGACAUGUCCUGUAGUCUUCCAUUGUUAUGUGAUCAUUUGUUUGGUCACACUAGUGUAAUUUAUAGGUUAGAAUACAUUCCACUUAAACAUUUGUAAUCUUUUUGCAUUUCAUAGUCAGUGAUACCAUGUGAAAAUGUUAGAAUUCUGAGUUGUGUUUUAUUGACUUGUUGCUUGCUUACCGUAGGCUUUGUAACUUUCAAUAUGUUUAAGUAUAUUCAAAUAAACUGAAUACUUUGGUAUCUUGGGGAAUAUUUGCUUUGAGGAUAAUUCUCAUUGUGAUAAAAUAGAGCAUUUAAAUCUCUGAAAGACACCUCAUAAUAAAAUCCUCUUUUCCAAGUAAA
This is a messenger RNA of Dama dama (fallow deer), 1902 nucleotides long. RefSeq names its product periphilin 1 (gene PPHLN1). Gene Ontology annotation, biological process: negative regulation of gene expression, epigenetic; protein localization to heterochromatin; negative regulation of DNA-templated transcription. Gene Ontology annotation, cellular component: nucleoplasm. The transcript has 11 exons. The record is from RefSeq and is a predicted model, not a curated record. The coding region runs from base 144 to 1268 and encodes 374 amino acids. Lineage: Eukaryota; Metazoa; Chordata; Mammalia; Artiodactyla; Cervidae.